GAUGAAAUAAGAAAUAGACGGCAACACCAGAGAACAGAAGGAAAUUUGGGACGCUUGCUUUAUUGAGCGACUCGAAUAAAUAGCGAGAAUUCGCCAAAAGCCGGUAUGCUGCCGUCCACUGGCCUCUUUAAGGGCUUCUUGUGCCCUUACUUCGACAGCAACGAUGAAUCGGCCUGCCGUCGUCCUUUUUGUCACUUUAAGCAUGCCCGCAAAGACGAUGUGGAGGCCGCUCCUACUGCGGAACCCGCUUCCGUGCCAGAGUACAAGCCGGCGCCCAAGCUGCUCUCUCUUCCGCUGCCCCAGAUUACGCUGAGUGCUCCCAAGAAGAAGUCAAAUUUAGAAUACCACCCGGAGAAGCCGGGUCUAAACGCCUCGCCGGCGAAGAAGAAACAAGAGGCGACCGUUGACCUUGCCCCCAAAUAUGUCCCGGGUCAGCCAUCCGCCACAAAUGGCGACGGAACAGACGAUUGGCAGGCGGAUCUUGAUAGAGAGAUUGACGAGCAAAUGCAAGUGGAGAUUGAAGAGCCAGACCAGGGCGACCUUGGCGACGAGGAGAUUCAUCAGAAUGUUAAGGUGGAACAGGAUGAACAGGAAGAGCAGCAGGAGCCGGAGGAACAGCCAACGAGCGCAAGAAGGACCCACAAAAGGGAUCACAAGUCCAGCAAGGAGCGAGAAAGGGACAAGGAAAAGGAGAAGGAAAAGUUCAGAGACCGGGACAAAGAAAAAAAGGACAAGGAUAAAGACAGGGAUAAGUACAAAGACAAGGAAAAGGAUAAGGAUAAAAAGGACAAGGAGAAGGGAAAGCGAAAGUCAUCUCACACCGACAAAGAACGUUCUAAGGAGCGACAUACCUCUAGUUCCUCUAAGCACAAGUCUUCCAGCUCCUCUUCCAGCAAAAAAUCCUCCAGCACCGACAAACAUCGCGACGAGAAAAGCUCCAGCAGGCACAAAAGCAGCUCUUCAUCAACCACCUCUAAAAGCAAUCACCACAAAUCCAGUUCCUCGAGUUCACGAUCCAAAUCUAAGAGCAGCUCGUCAUCCAGCAACGCCACUGGCCCAUCGAAAAGCGAACCAGAGGCGGAAAAAGAAACUGAAGCUGCUGCGGCGCCACCAGAUCACAUUGAUGACUACCAGGAUGAUCUGGACUUUGACUUCGAGAUGGACACCUCGGAGGGGGAAAUUGUGCGUCAGUGUGAGAUGAUCUUUGACGAGAUGGAGAAAAAAUUCGCCCAGAUGCAUAAGGAUGAUAACAACGAAGGCAAUCCUGAGACCUCACGCAAACGGAAGGCUCCAUCGCCGGACAUUGACACACUCACUGAAGCAGCGACUGCGGCGCUGCAGAAGCGACGGGUGGCCCACGAGAACGCGGACAAGAUAAAGCCCCAUUUGGCUCCUUCGGUAGCAAUACGCAAGCCCAAUCACGUUCGCAAUGCAAUGCAGGCGAUCUUCGAACGGCGGGCAGAGCUUCGCCGUCAGGAAAAACUGCAAGCCGAAGCUGCUGCCGAGCAGCUUAGACAGGCCCAGGAGCGGGUGCGCCAAGCGCAGGAAGAGCUUCGCCUGGCCAAGGUUAACUCAAAUCUCACGCCUCUCAUCCCGCGAAGUGCUUUGACUCCUCCAGUGCGCUCAGCUCGCAGCAUUGCCCCCGUGGCCAACAUAGUGGCUAUUGCUCGGGCCAAAAAGAAGAUCGAGGAGCUGCAGGCCGAGAAGAAGCCCGCCUUUACACCUGCGCAAUCCUUCAAAGGCGCCGGCCGAGUGGCCCACAAACCCACGGUUGCUUUGGACAAAGCUGCUCCGGUGGCCAACGAUGCUAGUGCAGAAAAACCAACUGUACUGGAACCCAGCAGCUCUAAGAUCUCCUACAACGUGCGCAUUCAGUAUUACGAGAUGAUGGUGAAGCACUGCACCGUCAUCUAUCCGCAGCUAGCAGAUGCCUGGGAACGAGCCCAGGUGGAGGAGUUGGCCGUCUUCAAGAAGUGCAACACGCCUGCCAUUUACAAGAACAGCUGCAUGCUGGCGAUCAACAAGCUCCGCAAGGAGGCCAUCGAGGCGGGAAACAGACCGAGUGUGGCCAGCAAGACGGUGUCUCAUGAAAUGAUGCUAGGCGGCAAGCGAGCGCUAACCACCUCAUGGAGCGUUGAAAAAAAGAGUGGAAAACUAAGCUCCUUGGGCAAUGGCGAACCUUUCGAUGCUUUGGACGCAGAAAAAGCAUACGAAAUGGUCUUCGAUCUUCGCCUGACAGAGGAACAGCUGGUGGAGAAUGGAUAUCCGCGUCCUGGGGAAAAGCGCGGCUCAGCGGUGAUACGCGCCUGCCGUCCGAAUAGAAGACCCAACCAGAGCGAACGCUACUGCUCCCGCUGCGGAAAGGUUUUCAGCUUGGACAUUUACGAGCAUCAGGGCUUUGACAUGUGCAACUAUCAUCCGAAGAGCACGGGCUACCGGCGAGGAUUUACGGAUAAUCAGCACCGUUGCUGCCAGCAGCCAGCUGGCACUCCAGGUUGCACCUAUGCCAAUUACCACGUAAGCGACUACUACGAUCCGGAAAAGCUCACCUGUUUUGUAAAAACAAUCGAGCGGGGUGAUGAAAUAGUACCUACCAAAAAGGACAUAUUCGCUUUGGAUUGCGAGAUGUGCUACACUACUCAUGGAAUUGAAUUGACGCGCGUCACCGUAGUGGACAUAAAUGGACGCAGCGUUUACGACGCCUUGGUCAAGCCGGACAACCAGAUUGUAGACUAUAAUACCACCUACUCGGGCAUCACAGAGACCAUGCUUGCGAAGGAGACGCGCAACAUACGCGACGUUCAAGCCGUGUUGAUGUCCAUGUUUCAUGCCAAAACAGUGCUCGUUGGUCACAGUUUGGAGAGCGACCUGAAGGCGCUUAAACUCAUUCAUGACGUUGUGGUAGACACCUCGGUGCUGUUUCCUCAUAAAAUGGGACCACCAAAGAAGCGCGCUCUUAAGACCCUAUGCAUCGAAAAUCUGAAGCGUAUCAUACAGGAAAACGAGGCCGGCCACGACAGUGCCGAAGAUGCGGAGGUAUGCAUUCAGCUCAUCAAGUACUAUCUUCGCAAUAAAAUCAGUUGAGCUACAUCUUUUUCACUAACUUCAGAAGUCUGUUCAAACCAUUACAUACAUCUGUUUAUAUGUAUACCACACACAUCAACAAAUCAAAGCCUUAGCCUUAAACGACCCAUACUUUGUAAGCUAAGUCUUUAUUUAUUAAUAAAUCAAUAAGUAAAGGAAAGUA
Drosophila ficusphila is the source of this 3247-nucleotide messenger RNA. RefSeq names its product RNA exonuclease 1 homolog. The transcript has 6 exons. Bases 106 to 3084 code for a protein of 992 amino acids. NCBI's taxonomy places the organism in Eukaryota, Metazoa, Arthropoda, Insecta, Diptera, Drosophilidae. The record is from RefSeq and is a predicted model, not a curated record. Gene Ontology annotation, molecular function: nucleic acid binding; exonuclease activity. Gene Ontology annotation, cellular component: nucleus.